GUGAAAUGAGAAUAGAAGUAGAUGGUGAGCGAUGUAGCGGUGAAAUAAGACAAACAUAAUAAGACAAACAAACAAAAAAACAAAGCGGAAAGGGAGAACAACAAGCGAGUGAAAGUAAACCUGUAAUGUGGAGGAAACGGACAGUGAGCGCAGUGUAACCGUGACAACGAGACACGAGGACGGAUUUAAAGUGAUCAUAAAAUCGUCUCCAGACGGGCGUCGUUCGUCCAGUGGGUGGGAUUAAUGCACCUGUAAGCUGAUUUGUCAAACGCCAUCAAGCCCCGAAGAAGAACGGAGGACAGCACUACUGUGGUAGAGGAGCGGUGUGUGUGCAGACAUGGUUGCUGUUGAUGAAGCGGACUGAACUUAGAGGAGAGACACAAAAUAAAGUAUAGAUCCCGUCACGUCAGUGUGGAUCUGAUACCAACGUCUGUAUCGCUUCAUCGAUGUUUGUAUCGAUCCGCUCAGCCCCAGUUGAAGCAGCAAUGAGUUCAGUUCAGUAUCUGAGAGAGUUCAUCAAGGAGAGGCUAACUGCUGUUUGUGAAGAAAUCUUCUCAGAGGUUCAAAAAACCAUCGUCCAGUUUGAGCAGGAGAUCAACCGUCAGCACAGACUGCCGGAUAUCAGCCAGAAACCCGACAUAAACUCACACAUCAUAGACCUCCCACGACAACAUGACUGUGGGGAAGAGGAGGGUCUGGAUGAGCAGCAGGUCUGUAACCAGGAGAGGAACUCCAGUCUGGACCAGGAGGACCCAGAGCCUCCACAGAUUACAGAGGAACAGGAGGAACUCUGCAGCAGUCAGGAGGGAGAGCAGCUUGGACUGAAGAAGGAGGCUGAAGGCAUUAUCGUCUGGACUGAUGAAGAGCAGCUCAGGCUGCUGGAGACCAUCUGUAAACCUGAGAUAAAGUUACAUAGAAUAGAUGUCCAUCAGCAGCAUUCUUUUAAGGAAGAGGAGGUUCUUACAGACCAGCAGGUCUUUAACCAGGAGAGGAACUCCAGUCUGGACCAGGAGGACCCAGAGCCUCCACAGAUUAAAGAGGAACAGGAGGAACUCUGCAGAAGUCAGGAGGGAGAGCAGCUUGGACUGAAGCAGGAGACUGUUACUUUUAUGGUGACACCCGCUUAUGAGGAAAGUUCCCACAGUGAACCAGAACCAAAUAGUGAGCAGCUCCUUUCUCACAGCUCUUCUGAAGCAGAGAGCCGAGAUUAUGAAGUAAAUGGGCAUGUGGACUCAAGGUCAACUAGAAAUGCAGAGCUAAAGAAGAGACAUCACAGUCAGAGAGUAGACAACACUCGUGUAUCAGUGAGUCAAAGUAGAACGGACACAAAGAACAAGUCUGUACAAUGUGACGUGUGUGGAAAAACUUUACCUGAUAAAUACAAACUGAUUGCACAUCUAAGAGUUCACACAGGUGAGAAGCCGUAUUGUUGUAGCACCUGUGCGAAAAGAUUUUCUAACUCAUCAGCAUUAAAAAAACACAGGAGAAUUCACACAGGUGAGAAACCUUAUUCUUGUAGCACCUGUGGGAAAAGAUUUUCUGACUCAUCAGCGUUCAAAACACACAGAAGAGUUCACACAGGUGAGAAGCCAUAUUGUUGUAGCACCUGUGGGAAAAGAUUUGCUACCUCAUCAACGUUGAAAACACACACGAGAGUUCACACAGGUGAGAAGCCAUAUUCUUGUAGCAUCUGUGGGAAAGGAUUUAAUCAGAAGUCACAUUUGGACUCUCAUGCAAGAAUUCACACAGGUGAAAAACCAUAUCCUUGUAGCACAUGUGGGAAAAGAUUUGCUGACUCAUCAGGAUUCAAAAAACACAUGAGAAUUCACACAGGUGAGAAGCCAUAUUGUUGUAGCACCUGUGGCAAAAGAUUUAUUCAGAAGUCACGUUUGUACUGUCAUAUAAGAAUUCAUACAGGUGAGAAACCGUAUCCUUGUAGCAUCUGUGGGAAAAGGUUUGUCGAUAAGCUACAAUUAAAGAAGCACAUGAGAGUUCAUACGGUGUAAAACGUAUAUCCUUAGAAAAUGCGGGACAACUGUGAGUCAUUGCUAAACACCUGAGUAAAAAAAUAAUCUAUAUUCAAAUCAAUUUUUUUUCCAGAGCAGUAAAGAACUCUCAGCAUUGUUUGUUCAGUUUAUGACGUUAUUCUAUUAAUUGUAUCAGGAAACUGAUCUUACAUUUCAUGAGGGUUAAAGUUUAGUAUGCUCCUGUUCUAUUGGUUCAUUGUUUAGCUCUAUUGUUUAUUAUUAUUGCUUUAUAUCCUAUAUUGGGACAAAUGGACCCCAAACCAGUCUUCUGGUUAAUAAUUUUAAUCCUUUGCUCAAGUGAUUUUUUGUCACAAUAAAAAUCAAGAAAGUGAGCAACAGUCAAGAAUUGUGUUUAUUCUUGUAAGGGAGCAAAAGUAUCAAAAACCAUGCUUGAAGGGCAAGUUCUUAGUAAUUUUUGUCAGACCCACCCUCCUUUGCCAUAAAACUGUCACACUAUAACACUUUUCCUUCUAGAACGAAACUAGUUAUGAGUGUGUGCACUGUAAAGAGCAGAUAAUAUUUUUGCAGUCUUGGCAUAUUUCCAGGCACUAUGUGUAUCCUUGACUAUCAUACAGCUCACACCAAUUAGAAGAUUGCAUAACAUUUUUUUCCAUCAGUCCCAAAAGUACAUUGGAGCUGCAGUGAUUCCUCAGUCAGUGAAGGAUUUCAAUUUAGCUGGGAAACAUUAACUGCUGUUUUUGAGAUGUAGUGUUUUAGCUCAGGAAAUGUAGAAAGAAAAUGUGGGAGAACAAAAAUGUAUGUUCAGCUUUAGAGCUUUUCUGCUCUGGUUAAAAAAAAAACUUCCUCCUGUUAGAGCAGAUUAACUGCAGCCAACCGAAUGUGAAUCCGAUAGGUUUUAGUUUGUUAAAGUCACAAAGUUUGGGUUGAAAGUUCUCCAGGAAACUGAUGUUCCUGGUUUAUUAGAACAUUAAACCGCAGCAUAUGUUGACCACAGCCAAGUACUUUAUUGACAGUUAUGAUAGUUAACAUUGAUGAAACCUACAUAACUCUGUCUUGUUAUACUUUUGCACAUACUUUAUUUUGUACAGUUCAGAGACCUGAUUAAAUAGUGCAUAGGUCAGAAUCAGAAAAAAGACAUGAGCAUGGUGCUGACUGCGAAAAACAUAAGUUGGCAUCAGAGAAUAAAAAGAUAAGGUUUAGCUAGCAAUCAUGUUUGCAAGCCAGAAUUGUACAGUUACGCAGUUUGAUCUAAUUUAUGUUAUGGAAAUUUUAACAACACACCCAGUGAGCUUGAUUUGAAGUGGGUUUAAUAAAUAAAACACUAGGGUUAUUGGUCAGAGAGCCCGGUGGCGCCAGUGUCCGGCAGCCUCGCCUCUGUCAGUGCGCCCCAGGGUGGCUGUGGCUACAAUGUAGCUUGCCAUCACCAGUGUGUGAAUGUGUGCAUGAAUGGGUGGAUGACUGGACGUGUAAAGCGCUUUGGGGUCCUUGGGGACUAGUAAAGCGCUAUACAAAUACAGGCUAUUUACCAUUAUCUCUGCUAGUGGCCAUAGCCUUUACAAUCUUAUAUACACACACAAACAAAAAACAUUCCACAACUCUUAUAUGUUGGCCCUCUCACAGGGGGCUAUACCUUUAGCCCCAUCCCUAAAACCUUCUCUCUCACAGAGAGAAUUAUGACCUGGUAUUCUGCUUGGCCAUUACCUAAAGAUUUACAUCUCUGAUAAGCAGAAGGAUUCUCACUAUCUGUUUAACGUCUCCCAUGAACUUACAAUUGUCACGGUGGCGGACGGACUCAGGCGCAGACUGAGGCAGCACGGUUCAACAGUACUUUAUUAAUCACUCCGGUGCGCUAUGUA
Pelmatolapia mariae (spotted tilapia) is the source of this 3844-nucleotide messenger RNA. Its product is annotated as zinc finger protein OZF-like. The record is from RefSeq and is a predicted model, not a curated record. The transcript has 4 exons. Gene Ontology annotation, molecular function: RNA polymerase II cis-regulatory region sequence-specific DNA binding; DNA-binding transcription factor activity, RNA polymerase II-specific. Gene Ontology annotation, biological process: regulation of transcription by RNA polymerase II. Gene Ontology annotation, cellular component: PcG protein complex; transcription regulator complex; chromatin. NCBI's taxonomy places the organism in Eukaryota, Metazoa, Chordata, Actinopteri, Cichliformes, Cichlidae. The coding region runs from base 447 to 2006 and encodes 519 amino acids.